UUGUUUGCUUUUUGUUUACCAGAUGUUUGAGACGGAGGCAGAUGAGAAGAGGGACAUGCCCUUGGAGGAAGGGAAGGGGCCAGGCGCGGAGGAAGCCCCACCCAGCAAGGACCCCUCUCCUGCCCAGGAGCUUCCUUCAGGACAGGAUCUCCCACCCCAGGACUCCUCUUCAGAGCAGGAGCCCACUCCUGGCCAGGAAUCACCGUCCAGCAAAGAUUCACCUCCCUACCAAGAGCCCUCAGAAGCCCCGCUGAGCGAGGACUCCCCACCCGCCCCAGACCUCCAGCCCUGCCAGGACCUGCCUGCUGCUCCGGGUCCCACUCCGAGCCAGGACCCUCCGCUGGCCAAAGGCCUCGCUGACAUCCCGGAACCUCCUGCCCAGGACCUCCCCGCCUGUGGGGACCUGCCUCCUCACCAGGCCCCCCCGCCAGCCGAGGCCCUCGCCGAGGAGACCACUAGCUCUGGGGACCCUCCAGCCACCUCCAGACCCACCUUUGUGAUCCCCGAGGUCCGGCUGGACAGAACCUACAGCCAGAAGGCAGAGGCCGAGGGAGGCAGCUCUGGAGAUGAGGAGGAGGCGGAGGAGGCGGAGGACGGGGAGGAGGGCGAGGAGGACGAGGAGGAGGACACGAGCGAUGACAACUACGGGGGGCACAGCGAGGCCAAGCGCAGCAGCAUGAUAGAGACGGGCCAGGGCGCCGAGGGCGGCCUCUCCCUGCGGGUGCAGAACUCGCUGCGGCGCCGGACGCACAGCGAGGGCAGCCUGCUGCAGGAGGCCCGCGGGCCCUGCUUCUCCUCCGACACCACCCUGCACUGCUCGGACGGCGAGGGCACCGCGUCCACCUGGGCCAUACCUUCGCCCCGCACCCUCAAGAAAGAGUUGGGCCGCAAUGGUGGCUCCAUGCACCACCUCUCCCUCUUCUUCACGGGACACAGGAAGAUGAGUGGACCUGACGGAGUUGGGGACGAUGACGAAGCUUCUCAGAAGAGAAAGAGCAAAAACCUAGCCAAGGACGUGAAGAACAAGCUGGCCAUCUUCAGGCGGCGAAAUGAAUCGCCAGGGGCCCAGCCAGCGGGCAAGACAGACAAGAUGAUGAAGUCAUUCAGGCCCACCUCGGAGGAAGCCCUCAAGUGGAGUGAAUCCCUGGAGAAGCUGCUGCUUCACAAAUAUGGGUUAAUAGUGUUCCAGGCCUUUCUUCGCACCGAGUUCAGCGAGGAAAACCUGGAGUUCUGGCUGGCUUGUGAGGACUUCAAGAAGGUCAAGUCACAGUCCAAGAUGACGGCCAAAGCCAAGAAGAUCUUUGCUGAAUACAUUGCUAUCCAGGCGUGCAAGGAGGUCAACCUGGACUCGUACACCCGGGAGCACACGAAGGACAACCUGCAGAGCGUCACACGGGGCUGCUUCGACCUGGCCCAGAAGCGCAUCUUCGGGCUCAUGGAAAAGGACUCGUAUCCUCGCUUUCUCCGCUCUGACCUCUACCUGGACCUCAUUAACCAGAAGAAGAUGAGUCCCCCGCUCUAGGGGCCACUGGGGGAGAGCUCAGCGUUCACACCAAGCGGGCUGGGCCCAUGCCCACCUGCCUCCCACCCCCCUGCGACGGAGGGGGCAAGCAAGCCCCCAGAGGCUGCAUCUCCGGACAGAUAGAUGGACAUUUGGAUUCGAGACCUGGACCUAGAGAGGCCCAGGGCACUGGAGGAGGAGAAGGACCAGCCUAUUGGGUCCCCAAUGCCCCGGUACGAGGGGGCCCAAGGGCCCUGGCAGGUCGGGGGCCCCGGCUGCGCCAGAUUUGGAGCUGCUGCUCCCUGCUUUGGAGACGCGGAGAUUUUGUGCUGACCAAGUUCCUUACAGAACUGGCUGAUGGGGCAGGAGGCCCAGGCCUGGGCCCUGGGGCUCUCCUGGGGGGCUGCUGGGCCUCACAGCUCAGACCCCCACUUUGAGUUUUAUUUAUUUAAACAGUAGUUGGAUGCUUGGCACGUCAUCCCGUAAUAGGAAACCCUUGCCUCGUCAGUUUUCCUGAUCUACAAGUGCAAUAUUUUAACCGAUGCCUUGUGAGAAGCCACCUGCAGAGAAGGUGGACACCAGUGUCCAGUUUCAGGGCAUUUACUGGUCCCGGGCACCUGGGCCUCCUGGACUGGCGAGGCCCAGAGGGGAUGUCUGGCACCCCCUAGGUGGCGUGUCCUCGGGGGCUCCGGGAAAGGAUGGCACCCUCAGACCACACAGCAGCCAAGUUCCGGAGCAAAUAAAAGGCCUGUGUUAUUUCUCGC
Ictidomys tridecemlineatus (thirteen-lined ground squirrel) is the source of this 2265-nucleotide messenger RNA. It is a transcript of the gene Rgs3, whose product is annotated as regulator of G protein signaling 3. Gene Ontology annotation, cellular component: nucleus; plasma membrane. Gene Ontology annotation, molecular function: protein binding. The record is from RefSeq and is a predicted model, not a curated record. NCBI's taxonomy places the organism in Eukaryota, Metazoa, Chordata, Mammalia, Rodentia, Sciuridae.